AUGGCGGACACCACUCCUCAGGGCGAGGGUUUCAUGUCCGAAACCUUUUCGGUCCGAGUCUCAGAGAAUGCAGCCCUUCAAAACGUUCUCUGUCGCUGGCAAAGAUGCGGAACUGCACUGAGUGAAUACUUCCACGCCAUUGACCUCCUCAUUAGCGUAAACGCCCCACAGACCGAGCAGUCUGAACAUGCCAACUACCCCGAAGCCAAAGGAACCGUACUGGAAACUCUAGUGCGGCAAGCCUGCAAUAUCGUCGACGGAGAUGCCCUGCAAACCGACAUCGUCGUAAAGGUGAUCCUCGCACCCAGAGCCGGAUACAUAUGUCGAAGCGACAUUCUCGACCUCAGAAUGCGCCACUCGGAGUUCGUCUCCGCUGUGAUCCCAUUCACGACCUGGCGAGACUAUCUCCCCAGGUUGAGUGAAGAAGACAGCAUCCUCCCGCUCCUCCGCUCAUCGCCCGGCGCACUGCUAGUCAAGCAGUCGACGCACCACUCCUCCUCCGAGACCCUGCACCUGCUCCAAGACGACCUCGCCAUGCGGCUAUCCUUCCCGUGGACACUCCCCACCCAAUCCAAGCCGCGCAGGGUAGCCGUCGUUGGCGGACGGGGCAUGUACGACGUCCACGGCAAAACAUACGGGUCGCAGGGGUUCUUCGAGGCGGCGCACGCGCUGGGAGUGUCGCUGAUCGUCCUCGACGAGCGGGACCACUGGCUCGCGGGCGAGACUUACGCGCAUCUCCGCGAGGAGUUCAUCGCGCUCGACCUCUCCGCGCGCGCGAACCUCCCCGACCGCAUCGCAGCGGCCGUCCGCGGCAGAGCGAUCGACGGGAUCGUCACCUUCACCGACGAAUACGUCGUGACGACGGCCGAGGCCGCCGAGAUUCUGGGGUUGCCGACCGAGCCGGCGCCGGUGAUGCGGCAGGCGCACCACAAGCACGAGAUGCGGCGGUUGCUGCUGUCCAUCCACGACGACGACGAGGCCAAUAACAAAGUCCAGGCGGUCCGCCUCCACAGCGCCACCCAACUCGACCACCCUCCCCCCGCCCUCGCCAAACAACUCGCCUCACUCCAGUACCCACUGGUCGUCAAGCCCUGCCGGGGCCAGUUCUCCACCGGAGUGAAGAAGGUCUCCGACGAGGCCAGCCUCCGCCAAGCGGUCGCAAUGCUAGGGCAAGAUAACCGGCUUGCCGAGCAAGGCAUCAUGCUGGAAACGUACAUCUCGGGGCCGGAACUGGACGCGAACUUCGUCCUCGUGGACGGGGCGGUGCUCUUCCUCGAGGUGACGGACAACUUCCCGUGCUCGGGCGACGAUAGAUCUGCGACGCUGGCGGCUAACUUCGCCGAGACGCUGCAGAUAUCCAACACGCGGUUCCCGGCCCGGGAGGUCGAGGCGAUCCGCGAGAAGCUCAGCCAGAGUCUGCGGGCGUUGGGCUUCCGGUCGGGGGUGUUCCACGUCGAGGCGCGCAUGCGGAAUUCCGCCGUGUGGUAUGAACGGGUGGAUGUGCGCGACGGCGAUGGCAAGGUUGGUGGCAGCAUCAUGGAUCUCGUUGCAGCGGGAGAAUCCGAGCUCACGCCCCCACCGUCACCCCCCGCCCCCCAGCCCGACCCCUUCCUCAUCGAGGUCAACGUCCGUCCCCCGGGCACCGGAGGCACCUGGUCCACUCUAUAUACGUACGGGGUGGACCUCGGCGCCCUCCAUCUCCUGCGCGCGCUGAACGACCGCGACCGCUUCUGCGCGCUGUCGAGCCCGUUUCUCUUCCCCGGGGGCCAUCAUCCCGGCGACGGCGGGGGCGCGCAGUACUGGAAUGCGCACUGCAUGGUCCCGGUGCAUCGCGACUGGGUGAGGGUGCCGGGGGACUUCUUUGAACAGGUGUACGAGGCGAUGCCCGAGAUCGUGCCGCAUGUGUCACGGGCGGAGCUGUCGGUCGAACCAGGAACACUGGUUCCUUCGGAUGGUGAGAUUCCGUGGAUUGGGUAUCUGUUGAUGCAUUCGAGGGUCAGUCGACGGCAUUUGCUGGAGAUGUAUGCGCGGUUUGCGGGGGCUUGUAGGCGGGUUUUGGACGCUGCGAGUGGGGAUGAUCUUGUCUCUUAG
This is a messenger RNA of Aspergillus fischeri NRRL 181, 2091 nucleotides long. RefSeq lists its product as uncharacterized. Gene Ontology annotation, molecular function: ATP binding; metal ion binding. The record is from RefSeq and is a predicted model, not a curated record. The transcript has 2 exons. Lineage: Eukaryota; Fungi; Ascomycota; Eurotiomycetes; Eurotiales; Aspergillaceae. Bases 1 to 2091 code for a protein of 696 amino acids.